CAUGUUGACGGUGAAAUUCCUGCCCCCCGUCCGCGAAUUUCGGGAGAGUUCUGCACCGAAUCGGCGUGAAAACGGAACUGAACCCGAGCGAAACCAGCGAGCGCGAUGACUGCGGUUCGCGUGAUCCUGAUCCUGUUUCUGGGCUCCAUUCAGCUCUGCCGAUCCGAGCCGCGGUCCGGGAAACCCAGUGAGGUGUUGGUCAUCACCGCAGCCACAGAAGUGACCGACGGGUACCUGAGGUUCAUGCGGACCAUCCGACAGUUCAACUACACCGUCCAGGUCCUGGGUCUGGGUGAGCAGUGGCGGGGGGGUGAUGUUGCUCGGACCGUCGGUGGAGGCCAGAAGGUUCGAUGGCUGAAGAAAGAACUAGAGAAACACAAAGACAAACACAACACUGUCGUCAUGUUUGUAGACAGUUAUGAUGUGAUUUUAGCCAGUGGUCCAGCGGAGCUGCUCAAGAAGUUUUCUCGUUUCUCUCAUCGCGUCGUGUUCUCGGCCGAGGGAUUCUGCUGGCCGGACCAGAGACUCGCGUCCAAAUACCCAGCAGUGCAUCAUGGGAAACGCUACCUCAACUCUGGAGGUUUCAUCGGCUUUGCUCCUGAGAUUUAUGCAAUAGUGCAACAGUGGAAAUACAAAGACAACGAUGAUGACCAGCUGUUUUACACACGGAUCUACCUGGACAAAGAGCAGAGGCGGAAGUUCAACAUCACACUGGACCACAAAUCCCAAAUUUUUCAGAAUCUCAAUGGAGCCAUAGAGGAAGUGGUGCUGAAGUUUGAGAAAUCCAGAGUCAGAGCUCGAAACGUGGUCUAUGACACACUUCCUGUCGUUAUCCAUGGCAACGGCCCAACGAAGCUCCAGCUGAAUUAUCUGGGUAACUACGUGCCGACGGCGUGGACGUAUGAAAACGGGUGUGGAAACUGUGACGAUGAUUUGCUGGACCAGAGUCAUCUUCCUGACGAGGAGAUGCCGCUGGUGCACAUCGCUGUGUUUAUCGAGCAGCCGACGCCGUUUCUGGAGGAAUUCCUGGAGAGACUGGCAACUCUGCACUACCCACACACACGCUUACGACUCUUCAUACACAACAACGUUGUGUAUCAUGAACAGCACAUUGAGCGGUUCUGGACGCGUCAUCGCUCUCUGUUCCCUGCGGCGAGAAUAGUCGGACCUGAGGAAAACCUUAGACAGGACCAGGCCAGAACCAUGGCAGUGGAGGCGUGUAAGAAGGACGUGUCGUGUGACUAUUUCUUCAGCAUCGACUCUGAUGUCGCUCUGACCAAUCCCGAUAUUUUACGGAUUCUCAUCGAAGAGAACAAGAGUGUGAUCGCGCCCAUGCUCUCCCGGCACGGCAAGCUGUGGUCAAACUUCUGGGGCGCUCUGAGUCCCGAGGGCUUCUACUCGCGCUCCGAGGACUACAUCGACAUCGUGCAGAGCAAGAGAGUUGGCCUGUGGAACGUGCCCUACAUCACUCAGGUGUAUCUGAUCCGCGGAGAGACCCUGCGCUCGCGUCUGGCUGCCGUCUCCCUGUACCAGCAGGAGGGCAUGGACCCGGACAUGAUCUUCUGCAAGAACGUCCGUGAGCAGGGCAUCUUCAUGUUCGUGUCCAACAGGGAUGAGUUCGGCCGCCUGGUGUCCUCCACUAAUUACAACAUCAGUCGCCUUUAUCCAGACAUGUGGCAGAUCUUCGACAACCCAGUGGACUGGAGAGAGAAAUACAUCAAUGAGAACUACUCCAGGAUUUUCGAGGACGAGGGGGACGUUGUGGAGCAGCCCUGUCCAGACGUGUACUGGUUCCCAGCGUUCUCCGAGAGAAUGUGUGACGAGCUCGUGGAGACCAUGGAGGAUUUCGGCGGAUGGUCUGGAGGAAGACACACGGACGAGCGGUUAGCUGGAGGUUAUGAGAAUGUUCCCACUGUUGAUAUUCACAUGAAUCAGAUCGAGUACGAGAAAGAGUGGCUGAAGUUCCUCAAAGACUACAUCGUUCCUGUGACAGAAAAACUCUACCCAGGGUACUAUCCGAAGGCUCAGGCUGUGAUGAACUUCGUGGUUCGGUAUCGCCCUGACGAGCAGCCGUCGCUCCGUCCGCAUCACGAUUCCUCCACGUUCACCAUUAACAUCGCACUCAACAGCAAAGGCGCCGAUUAUGAGGGUGGAGGUUGCCGGUUCCUGCGCUACGACUGUAAGGUGGAGUCUCCCAGGAAGGGCUGGUCGUUCAUGCACCCGGGCCGCCUGACGCACUACCACGAGGGGCUCCCCACCACACAAGGCACUCGAUACAUCAUGGUCUCCUUCGUGGACCCUUGAAAAUCAUGUGAACUGUCUAUGUGUGUGUGUGUGU
Messenger RNA from Rhinichthys klamathensis goyatoka, 2338 nucleotides. RefSeq names its product procollagen-lysine, 2-oxoglutarate 5-dioxygenase 3 (gene plod3). The transcript is spliced from 19 exons. Gene Ontology annotation, biological process: peptidyl-lysine hydroxylation. Lineage: Eukaryota; Metazoa; Chordata; Actinopteri; Cypriniformes; Leuciscidae. Bases 106 to 2304 code for a protein of 732 amino acids. Gene Ontology annotation, molecular function: procollagen glucosyltransferase activity; procollagen-lysine 5-dioxygenase activity; L-ascorbic acid binding. Gene Ontology annotation, cellular component: endoplasmic reticulum. The record is from RefSeq and is a predicted model, not a curated record.